AUGGCGGGGUUGAUAACUUGGCGGCAUUACCCCGCCAUCGACCUCAGCCGCAUACGUCCGCUUUCCAACACUUUCAAGAUCCUCCUGUCCCGCCGAAGCUAUCGCUGGACCAGCGGUCGGCUAUCUUACGGCCUCCAUCGAUGCGACAAGACGCGGUCGACAACACCGGCAGCUACGAGUACAGGCGCGGACACGACGCCUGCUUCCACCCGCGAUGUUAUCACUAGGGAGCACAGCCGCAUUCACGUCGGGAAUAACAUUUACAAUCACGCAGGCACAAACGGCAACCCCUGCCCCGCAGCUUUGCGGACCACCAACCCCAGACACGACAAGGCACGGAUCGAAUACCGAUACAGGUUUAAAGGUCCUGCAGAAUAGGCAUAAGCAGAAUCCCGGGGCUUCGGUCGUCGAGCGCUUGGCAUGGGGGUUUUUCUCCACGC
This is a messenger RNA of Gaeumannomyces tritici R3-111a-1, 440 nucleotides long. RefSeq lists its product as hypothetical. The coding region runs from base 1 to 378 and encodes 125 amino acids. The record is from RefSeq and is a predicted model, not a curated record. Lineage: Eukaryota; Fungi; Ascomycota; Sordariomycetes; Magnaporthales; Magnaporthaceae. The transcript has a single exon.